CACUUUACUGUACUGUUUUAAAAGUUAUCUGAAUGUUAUGUGAGGUUAUGUGUUGAUCUAAAGUUAUCUGAAUGUUAUGUGAGGUUAUGUGUGGAUCUAAAGUUGUCUGAAUGUUAUGUGAGGUUAUGUGUGGAUCUAAAGUUGUCUGAAUGUUAUGCGAGGCUAUGUGUGGAUCUAAAGUUGUCUGAAUGUUAUGCAAGGUUAUGUGUGGAUCUAAAGUUGUCUGAAUGUUAUUUGUGGUUCUAAAGUUAUCUGAAUGUUAUGUGAGGUUAUGUGUAGAUCUAACGUUAUCUGAAUGUUAUGUGAGGUUAUGUGUGUAUGCAUCUCUACUCUGGGUUGUUUUGCUGCAUGUACUGCACUGAUAGCAUUGAACAGUAAAGUAAAUGUUGUUUUAAUGUUUUUUUAAAUGUUAUUUGAAUGUUGUGUGAAUGAUUUCCCUGUCCCUGUCUCCCAGGUCUUUUUGCUCCUGUCUCUGCUGGCUCCUGUAGCCGUCCUCUCUCAGUUCUACCUCCCUCAGGACUGUGAUGACAUCUAUCAACGUGACAACACCAAACCCAGUGGGGUGUACACCAUCUACCCUGGGGGUCCCACCACCCCCUUGCACGUCUACUGUGACAUGAACACAGAUGGAGGGAGGUGGACUGUGUUCCAAAGGAGAAUGGAUGGAACAGAGAACUUUUACAGACCCUGGGCACACUACAAAUCUGGCUUUGGUAAUGUGGCUGGAGAGUACUGGCUGGGUCUGGAUAACAUCUUCCUCCUGACGAUGAGGAAGAAGAAUGAGCUGAGAGUGGACAUGGAGGACUUUGAGGGAGGGAAGGUUUAUGCUAAAUACACAUCCUUCUCCAUUGAUCCUGAGAACUACGGAUACACACUGAGACUGGGCACUUAUGUAGACGGAGGGGCAGGGGACUCCUUGUCGUUUAGCAACGGCAUGAAGUUCAGCACCUACGACAAUGAUCAAGAUACCUGGGGAGAACACUGUGCCAGGCGCUACCUGGGUGGAUUCUGGUUCGGUGACUGUACGCAUGCUAACCCUAACUCCCUGUACGCACCACAUCCGGAAACAUCUUUCACUCUUGUGUCUGUUUUUUGGCAGCACUGGAAAGGGGUAGACUACUCUCUGAAAAGCAUUUCCUUUAAGAUCAGGGCUGUCUCUGAUGCUAUGGCUGUCCAGGAGCAGGAGUAACAUACCUGACUCUAUCAGUCCUGACCUAAUGUCACCAUCUCUAAAUGACUCCACAAAUACAAUGUGGAGGACGGGGCACUAGAGCUAGCCAGUCAGACACUAACACCUAGAGAACAAUAUGGUCUCUACAUUAUCACUGUAACACUAACACCUAGAGAACAAUACGGUUACUACAUCAUCACUAUAACACUGACACCUAGAGAACAAUAUGGUCACUACAUCAUCACUACAGCACUAACACCUAGAGAACAAUACUGUCACUACAUCAUCACUAUAACACUGACACCUAGAGAACAAUAUGGUCACUACAUCAUCACUACAGCACUAACACCUAGAGAACAAUACGGUCACUACAUCAUCACUAUAACACUGACACCUAGAGAACAAUAUGGUCACUACAUCAUCACUAUUAUUAUCAUCUUGGAUGUUAAUGUUUCAUGUUAUGACAGCACAAUGGGCUCUCUAUCUCUUAUAUGGUCACUACUGCAUCACUAUUAUUAUCAUCAUGCAUGUUAAAGUAGUGUUUCAUGUUAUAGCAGCACUAUGGGCUCUCUAUCUCUUAUAUGGUCACUACUGCAUCACUAUUAUUAUCAUCUUGCAUGUUAAAGUAGUGUUUCAUGUUAUAGCAGCAUGAUGUGCUCUCUGUCUCUUGAUUCCACUGUUACUUGACUCAAGUAAUAAUUAAAGCAUUUCA
Molecule: messenger RNA, 1883 nt
Organism: Oncorhynchus masou masou (cherry salmon)
Lineage: Eukaryota; Metazoa; Chordata; Actinopteri; Salmoniformes; Salmonidae
Product: microfibril-associated glycoprotein 4-like
Exons: 4
Coding region: 407-1189 (260 amino acids)
Biological process (GO): elastic fiber assembly
Source: RefSeq, a predicted model, not a curated record